AUGACGUACUUAACAGAAAACCCAGAAAAGUUUAAACAAUACCAAGUCAAGGUUGAUGCCUAUAACAACGAAAGAGAGGAUCAGAUCAAGGCGUUUGAUGCUGACUUUGCGGCUAAAUGUGAGGAAUUAAUUCCAGCUGCAGAAGUUUUGGAUUCAGAACCACUCGAAGGUUUACAAUUUCUAGGCCAACUUCUAAACAAACAGGAACAACAGAUAGUUAACGAUUAUACCAUUAAAGAUUUGGUUGAGAAACAAGUAUCUGGUGAAUUGACUGCCGUUGAAAUUACUAGAGCUUAUAUUAAAGCUGCGAUUGUUGCCAACUACGUGACAAAUUUUGCCUUGCAAUUCUUGAUUCCAGAAGCUUUGCAACAGGCAGAGGCUUUGGAUCAGUAUUUGAAAGAGAAUGGUUCACCAGUGGGUCCAUUGCAUGGUGUGCCAGUGUCGAUUAAGGAACAGAUGUGCUAUAAGGGUAAAGUAACAAAUGCCUCUUACGUUUCUUACGUAGAUUUUGUGCCUGAACAGUCUGCAGUCAGUGUGGAUAUCUUAAUUAAACUUGGUGCUGUGUGCCAUGUUAGAACUUCGCAACCUCAAACCAUUAUGCAUCUAGACACUUGGAACAAUUACAUUGGCAGAACAAGAAACCCUCGUUCCACGAAAUUGUCCCCAGGUGGUUCCUCCGGUGGCGAAUCAGCCUGUGUCGGUAUGCAUGGUUCUGUCAUUGGCCAUGGGUCCGAUAUUGGUGGUUCCAUUAGAGCACCAGCUGCAUUCGCCAAUUUGUUCGGUCUUAGACCAACGACUAAACGUGUAUCAUUGCUCAAUGGUAUCAGUGGAGGGAAAGGCCAAGAAUCUGUCGUUGCUGUUCAAGGCCCCUUGGCAAGAUCUAUCGAUGAAUUGGAUUAUUACAUGAAAUCAUAUUUGAAUGAGGGUAAACCUUGGGAAACUGAUCCAUCACUGGUCCCAAUCCCAUGGAGGAAAUCCUCUUUACCAGAUGUCAUCAAUAUCGGUAUAUUACCAUCCGAUGGCCUUGUGACUCCAUACCCAUCUAUUACCAGAGGUGUCAAACAUGUUGCCGAUGUAUUAUCCAAGGAUCCAAGAUUCAAUGUGAUAGAUCUAUCUGAACAAUGGUUCUCUGAAGAAGAAAUGAAGGAAUUGUAUGAUACUACUUUGUCUUUAUAUACAUGUGAUGGUAACAAGGUCCAAUUGUCUAUGCUAGAACCAAGCGGUGAGCCAAUCUUACCAUUGACUAGACAUUUCUUGGAGUUUGGUGGUGGUAAGGAACACUCCAUUUACUCCAACAGAAUGAUGAAUGCCAAGAGAGAUGCGGCAAAAUUAGAUAUAAUGAACAAAUACUUCAAAGGUAUGAAACUUGAUUUGAUCUUAACUCCGACCAAUGUGGCACCAGCUGAAAUUCCAGGCGAAUCCUUCUACUGGGGCUACACUUCAUUGUGGAACCUUGUCGAUUAUCCAAACGUUACAUUCCCAACUGGCUUGAAACAUGACGUUGAAUUGGAUUCUAAGGUUUCUGAACCUCUGAAAUCUAACGAAUACGAGAAGAAAGUAUGGUUCAACGACGAUGGUUCUGUUAGAUAUAAUAGCAAGGAGUACGAAAACGCACCAAUUGCACUCCAAUUAACUGGUAAGCGUUUCUGUGAUGAGGAUGUUGUUGCUGCCACAAAAAUCAUCACUGAAUUGUUGAAUGUAGAUAGAACAUAG
Molecule: messenger RNA, 1713 nt
Organism: Kluyveromyces lactis
Lineage: Eukaryota; Fungi; Ascomycota; Saccharomycetes; Saccharomycetales; Saccharomycetaceae
Exons: 1
Coding region: 1-1713 (570 amino acids)
Source: RefSeq, a predicted model, not a curated record